AAAAGACAUCAGAAUGGAGUGGAGUGUGGAGUGGUGGUAAACGCUACAUGAAAUUUCGGCUUAAGCUCUCUCUCUGUCGAGCACGUUCGUGUGCUAGCCGCAUCCUGGUGGGAAUCAACGGGAUAGAACAUUUUUCUCGUGGAAAAUGAGUCUUGGCAAGAUGUUGACGACGAACGCGAAAAUAAUCAAGGGCAACGGGGCCGAGCCCGACCAAUUCGAGGUUAGCGUUUCCCAGGCCCUCCUCGAGCUGGAGAUGAACAGCGAUCUGAAAUCGCAGCUGAGGGAACUUUACAUCACCAAGGCGAAGGAGAUUGAAACGAAUAAUAAAAAGUCAAUUAUCAUAUACGUGCCAAUGCCAAAGCUGAAAGCAUUCCAGAAAAUUCAGACGCGACUGGUACGUGAAUUGGAGAAGAAGUUUUCUGGCAAGCAUGUGAUGUUCAUUGGCGAGCGUAAAAUCCUGCCCAAGCCGACAAGGAAGACGCGAACCAAGAACAAGCAGAAACGUCCCAGAAGCCGUACGCUGACGUCAGUUUAUGACGCGAUAUUGGAAGAUUUGGUGUAUCCUGUGGAGAUUGUUGGCAAGCGUAUCAGAGUUAAGCUCGAUGGGUCGCAGCUUAUUAAGGUGCAUCUCGAUAAAAAUGAGCAAACGAAUAUCGAGCAUAAGGUCGACACUUUUGCGUCAGUAUACAAGCAACUGACUGGCCGGGACGUCACGUUCGAGUUUCCGGAAUCUUAUGUAUGAUAAAAUCUAAGAAAAAUAAAAGUAUUUUAAUCUAGAA
Monomorium pharaonis (pharaoh ant) is the source of this 779-nucleotide messenger RNA. Its product is annotated as 40S ribosomal protein S7. Gene Ontology annotation, molecular function: structural constituent of ribosome. The transcript is spliced from 5 exons. Lineage: Eukaryota; Metazoa; Arthropoda; Insecta; Hymenoptera; Formicidae. Gene Ontology annotation, biological process: rRNA processing; translation; ribosomal small subunit biogenesis. Gene Ontology annotation, cellular component: small-subunit processome; cytosolic small ribosomal subunit; ribosome. The record is from RefSeq and is a predicted model, not a curated record. The coding region runs from base 146 to 742 and encodes 198 amino acids.